AUGCAUAAAAUUCAAGCCACUCAUUGCCCAACGACCAUGACCAACAAGGAUGACCACAACAAUCACGACAAGAUUCAACCAAGCGACAAUCUCCUCACAAGCAUGUUGUUGAUGAUGAGCACCAUCACGAACCACCACAACACCAACAACAACACCAUGACUUCUUCGUUUCCGACGACUCGACCGCCAACACCUUCUAGCUCAUCAACUAGCUCCACUACCGCUCUUCCCUCUCAUUUGUCUCCAUCACCAAGUCAUCAUUGGUCGUCAGGAUUGACACAACAGUUGCCUUCACCAUCCGCUUCGUCGUCGGCUUCUUUCAACGGUGUGAAUUCAGCCCAAACUCCUCUCGAAGCUCUUCUUAACAGUUCAUCAUCGAUGCGACCUAUUUCUUCAAUGACCAAUAAUACCCUAAAUCCUCUUUUCCAAACCACUCUCACCACCCCUUCAACAACAUCUGCUACCACCCAAAAUGCUCCUUCCUUCACAUCUUCUCCUUCCUAUUACCAAACCUACCAAAACGUGUUGCAGUGUUUGUCCUUGUUAUAUUCACCAUCCUCCUCCUCCUCCCCAAACAACAACAACACCUCCAACAACAAUUAUGCGAACAGUCACAACCUCAAAACAGCUCCAUUCUCCAGUAACACCACAAUACCGUCUCAAGCUUCCAAAUCACGACACACACAUUUGGGAUCAGACUUUUCCAAUUUAACCACUUCUUUCCUUUUUCCAAAUUCGUGCCCAAACUCCUCCUCCAUUCUCUCGCACGAGUUGGUGACCAGUUUUGAUUCUCUCAGUCAUCAAAUUAUUGUACCCAACACUUCAAGUACAUCAACAUCUUCAGUCUCCAUCGAAGAAGAAGUUGUUGAUGACGACGGCACUAAGAGUUUCAGAAAGCGAAAGACUUCGCCACUCAGUUCUGAAGUUCAAUCACUCUAUGUCAGAACAGAAGGCCUCAAACAAUCUAAAAGUGGCAACAAGUUUAAGAGAGUAAAGCUCUGUGAUGACGAUCAAUUUGAUAAUGACGGAAAGGAUUUAUCCAAAGAGAUUGAUCUCAUAGAGAACCAAUCUGCCAACAGCUUUUUUGUCCUUCUCAAAAAUCAUUUAAAUUUUUGUGAAAGAAUGAACAAGAACCUAUUACGAAGUACCGUUGUAUUUGACUAUACUCAUUCCACAUCGUUAUGCCAUGCUGCGCAUGUUGUCAAGGACUUGAAUUCCAUGUCCCCUCCAACAGAUUCUGAUCUCACUCUCACCUCUAGUGACUCUAUUCCUUUGGAAAAGUUGUGUUUAUUGUAUAGCAUGUAUUUGCACAUGUGCCAGAGAAAAGGCCUAACCUCAGAAGCUAAUAUCACCUAUAAAAAGACAAGAAUGUUGCUUAAACAAGUGUUUGAUAGAUAUGAUAAUUAUCAUGUGGCCUUUACUUAUUGCAUUCUUUCAAUCUAUCAUUCAAGUGAGGGAGAUGAUGAGACCGGCAGGUUUUAUUUAGACUUGGUUGAACAUUACUUUACCUCUCAAAAUAAGAAGACAAGUAGAAAGAACACAUCUAGCUCAGUAAGCUCACACGAACAAGAAAUGAACAAGCUCAUUCAAUACUGGAUUCCAUCCUCUGAUAUUGACAGGGAUUUCUUUUUAGAAAAAUUUAAACUUGCUGCUGAAAUCACUAAUGAAGCUGGCAAAUUAAUUCGGUCUGUUGAAUUGCGAAGGUUGAUCGAAAAGUAUUAUAUUUAUGGAACCAACCGUUCACAUGAGACUCAUCCAGAAUUUAAAAAUCUUCUAGAAAAGAAAAUUGAUGAGACAACCUUUGAAAAUUACCUCAAAAUGGUUGAAUUUACAUUGGAAAUGGCUGCUCUUUCCAGCAAGACCUACAACUUGGACGAUGAACAACAAUUUAUUCUCAUCCAUGGAGGCAAGGGUUACAGACACACUGCAUAUGCGAUGAUUUUGCUCGAGUAUUUGGAUUAUUUGUCCAAACAUGACUCAUCGUCUGACACAUCCUCCGUAGUAACUCUUUCUUCUAUCAACAACCAAGAUCCAGCAGUCAAGAAUGUACUUUCAAGACUUUACACAGAAGUUGACGCCUUUAUGAAUGUUAGUCAUGAGGAUCCUGAAGCUCUAGGGGCCAUCAUUCCAGCUUAUUUCCCAUGUUUUUCCAUUGCAUGCCAACUUGAUUUGAAUGGUUGUGAUAUGACCAAACCAGACCAAUUGACCAAAGUUUCAAGAGAUCUUCAUGUCAUGCAGUACAUGGCAAAAAGAUACAAGAAGAUCAAACUUUUAUAUUCAUCUCUUAUGAAAGCUCUUGCCCUCAAAAAGGAAGAACUUACAAACGAAAUAAAUUCGUCGUAG
Molecule: messenger RNA, 2343 nt
Organism: Naegleria fowleri
Lineage: Eukaryota; Heterolobosea; Eutetramitea; Acrasida; Naegleriidae
Exons: 2
Coding region: 1-2343 (780 amino acids)
Source: RefSeq, a predicted model, not a curated record